CAACAGUACUCCCACCAGCCCAAAUACCCCCCAAACCACUACAAUGCAUCUGAUGUACACCCUCGACGCCCAAGGCAACCGCCUUUACACCUUGAAGAAGGUCGCUCAGGGCCAGGUCACCAAGUCUGCUCACCCUGCCCGUUUCUCUCCCGACGACAAGUGGUCGCGCCAGCGCGUUACUCUCAAGCGCAGAUUCGAGCUUCUCUUGACUCAGCAGAAGGAGGAAUAAAUUGCUCGAAAUGAAUCGCAGAUCGACUCUAAGCUAUAGACACGGUCAACUCGACGAGCGACAGAUUCUGCAGACGACCCACCCGAAUUCAGACUUUUUACACAUUCAAGACUCGGAUCGCUUGGGUCAAUCAUGUUGUUCGAAUCUCCAAUAUCAAUGGUGGCUUUCGAAUCCCGGGUACCAAUUGUGCCUGUCGAAUCGCUAGGAUCAAUGGCUCGAUAGUUUAGAUCAGACUCAUGGAAACAAAAAUGGCGACAGAUCGCAGACUACAAUCUCGGAUCAGUCGCAUGGCGUUACGGUAUUAGGUCAUGGGCGUUAAGACACAGUAGUGUGUUUCAAAUCAAGUCUUUUUCUCUCUCGUCUACUUUUUACUCUCUAGUGCUUCUUUUUGGAGUUUACAUUUCGUCCUGCGCCCACGCGAAUCUUUCCGCCGCCACCGCCAGAUCGAUGCCCUGUUAGUAUAUCAGGAAGAUAAUCUUGAUCCAUGAUAUCCUUCUUUCUCUGUCUUUGUUGCUCCGUCGCUGCCCUUGUGAAUUCCUUCUGAUCCUCUGCGAAAAUGAGAUUCGUGCCCCAGUUGUUUUGUCCACCUGCAUUCUUGGCGAGACGUCCGUUGGAGGAUCCGUGGACUGGCUUGGGAACACUGUAGACGUUUCCGCGGUUGUUCCACUGGAAGUUCUUCUUCAGAUGGACCUUGAAGUUUCCGUACUCGUCUGUUGAGCAACUCGUUCGCAUAAGCGUAGGCUGUCCACACGUAGGGCAGAACUGCUUGUCCAUCUCCUUUGUGAUCUUGAAGCAGCCGUGGCAGCGUAGAACCCAGUUCUUGAGGUGUGUGAUUCGUGCGAGCGAGGGAGCGACGAGGUUUAGGUUCAUUCGCAGAGCGACGUUUUGCAUGGCGUAAUCGGAGGUGAGGACUGCGGCUUGUAGGGUUUUUUGGACGGGGGCUGAAGGACCAGUAGCGCCGGGGGUUGCUGCUUGGUGUUUCUUCAGGUUGGAGGGGGUGAUCCAGCCGCCCUCGUCGUCGGAGGCGUCUGAGACUUCGCCUUCAGAGGCUUCCUCGACGGCUUCGAUGGUCUCGUCGACCUUUUCGCCGGAAACUUGGGGUGACUCGGUGUCUGCGGACUCU
Molecule: messenger RNA, 1352 nt
Organism: Fusarium graminearum PH-1
Lineage: Eukaryota; Fungi; Ascomycota; Sordariomycetes; Hypocreales; Nectriaceae
Exons: 2
Coding region: 53-229 (58 amino acids)
Biological process (GO): snRNA pseudouridine synthesis; positive regulation of telomerase RNA localization to Cajal body; ribosome biogenesis
Cellular component (GO): box H/ACA snoRNP complex; box H/ACA telomerase RNP complex
Molecular function (GO): box H/ACA snoRNA binding; telomerase RNA binding
Source: RefSeq, a predicted model, not a curated record